AUGGCUGGGCCCACCAUUCUUGAGGCGGUUAGGCAGAAGCUGUUGGACAUGAAUGGCCAGCUCAAAGACAUCGCUGGUGACACAAAGCCCUGCCAUCUCACCUCGCGGCCCGCCUCAGCGCGUGCGCGCCCUGCCACAGCACCAGGACUGGCUAAGUCGCCACUUGGGGUACGAUCGCGACCCCAAAGCGCGCGAUCAGCGCGAUCAGUGACAUCGGCACCGGCAGCUGCUCCGCCGACACCGCGAGCGCCGGAGAUAGUGGCUCAGAAGGUUCAGUUACAAGCAGUUCCCGCGCCCGCGAAAGCAUCUUGCGGUGUCCAGCAGGAGCCCAUCCUGAAGGCAGACUUCCAAGCUCUUCUGGAGUUGAUCGGUGCCAAGGCGGCAGCAUGCUUCUCCUCCUUCCAUCAAUGUUUUCGAAGGGUUCCUUGGAUCUGA
Molecule: messenger RNA, 435 nt
Organism: Cladocopium goreaui
Lineage: Eukaryota; Dinophyceae; Suessiales; Symbiodiniaceae
Source: the annotation of a GenBank genome assembly